Molecule: messenger RNA, 969 nt
Organism: Frieseomelitta varia
Lineage: Eukaryota; Metazoa; Arthropoda; Insecta; Hymenoptera; Apidae
Product: disintegrin and metalloproteinase domain-containing protein unc-71-like
Exons: 8
Coding region: 316-969 (217 amino acids)
Biological process (GO): membrane protein ectodomain proteolysis
Molecular function (GO): metalloendopeptidase activity
Source: RefSeq, a predicted model, not a curated record
AGAAGAUGGCAGCCGAGGCGUGAUUCGAGACCGGGACCUUCACUCUCUCUGGGCGCGCGCGCGAGUAGGGGGUAUUCCUUCGACGUCGGCUGAACCUGAUCGCGGAAGUAGUGCGCUAGCGUGGUGCAUUAUCGCGUGUCGUCCAGUGUACCAGGAGAAUCGCGAUGUUCUAGGAGAAAAAGCUCGUUCGUUCGUCGUAAACGUCGUCGGUGCCGGUAGUAUCGCUGAUUAUGCGCGACAUGAGCACCACCGCCAUCGUAGUGUUUUACGAGCGUCAUGUAAAAUGGAAUUAAACAAUGUUGUUAAGACGUAAACAUGUUUUGGCUACACUGUGGACUCUUUGUUCUCGUGAUUGCCGUACCUGGAUUUAUUAGCAGCGCCGACAGCACGUCCAAGCGAGAAGGCGAUUACACUUUAGAUGAUUCCUUUUGGAACGAAGAAACUUCUGUUGGUGAGGCCGAACGACUACUACAAGAGUAUCGACAAAACCAAGAGCUAGUACAAAAUAUCGGGGGCCAUUACUAUCAGAUCAUCUAUCCGGUACAGUUACGGCAUCACGAGAAAAUGGGGAUAUCCACGAGAGAAGUCAGCGUAUCCAAGUAUCCUCAAAGAGGAUACGGGGAGGGUGGAUAUCAGAAUGCUAAAGGCAGAAUGAGAACGGGGAGACACUUUCAUCGGACGUCCCUCUUGAUCAAGGCCUUUAAUCAUAAAUUUCGCCUAGAUUUAGAAUUAAAUACGCAACUUUUAGCUCCGAAUCUUAUGCAAAAAGACUUUUUACCCAACGACGCGGAACAAAUUUUUAAACAGGAGAUAGAGCACUGCUACUAUCACGGUACCGUGAGGGAUUAUCCAGGAGCUAGCGCUGCUUUUCACACGUGUAACGGUGUCAGCGGUGUUAUUCACUUAGGCAACGAGACAUUCGUCAUUCAUCCGUUUUACGGCGGCGAUUUAUCGGUCAGUUUAAAUUAG